Messenger RNA from Impatiens glandulifera, 2117 nucleotides. RefSeq names its product ankyrin repeat domain-containing protein 13A-like. The record is from RefSeq and is a predicted model, not a curated record. Gene Ontology annotation, cellular component: cytoplasm. The transcript is spliced from 2 exons. NCBI's taxonomy places the organism in Eukaryota, Viridiplantae, Streptophyta, Magnoliopsida, Ericales, Balsaminaceae. The coding region runs from base 44 to 1885 and encodes 613 amino acids. Gene Ontology annotation, molecular function: protein binding.
UUUACUUCUCUCUCUAAACCUUAAUUUUCUCGGGCAAUCGAAAAUGUCGAAAUCCACAACGGCAAUGGCUGCGCCGAUUAAACCAGAGGAUUACAAACACAGUCCAAUCCACUACGCCGUUGCAACAGGAGACCACGCUACUCUAUCUCGAAUCGUCUCCUCUCUACCUCGUCUCGCCGAUCCCUCCAAGGUAGUACUCAACGAAGCCGACUCCCUAGCCCAAGAGAGAAUUGCCGAUAAGAUAUCCACAGUCCUUGACUGCCGUGAUAAUCCUCAUAGAGAGACACCACUGCACCUCGCUGUACGAUUAAACGAUGUCUUCGCCGCCCGAACUCUAGCCUCCGCCGGCGCUAACAUUUCACUUCAGAAUGCCACAGGUUGGAAUGCCUUACAAGAUGCCAUGAUACGCCGUUGCUCCGAUGUCUCAAUCGUUCUUCUCCAGCAUCAACACGUUGCAGCUUGGCACAAGUGGCGUCGCCGAUUGCCUCGACUUAUUGCAGCUCUUCGGAGAAUGCGAGAUUUCUACAUGGAGAUUUCGUUUCAUUUUGAGAGCUCUAUUGUUCCGUUUGUUGGGAAGAUCGCACCGUCAGAUACUUAUAAGAUCUGGAAGAGAGAUGGAAAUCUUCGAGCUGAUACUUCGCUUGCUGGUUUUGACGGCAUGAAAGUACAACGCGCCGAUCAAAGCUUUCUCUUCCUCGGCGACGGGGACUCGGAUCACGAUGUUCCUCCAGGUUCGUUGUUAGUUAUUAAUCGCGACGAACGAAAGAUUUUUGAUGCAUUCGAGAACGCUGGAAAUCCUAUGACUGAAUCUGAUGUUGCUGGUUAUUGUUCUCAAACUAGCGUAUAUCGUCCUGGAAUGGACGUUACGCAGGCGGAACUCGUUGGUAGAACGAAUUGGAGAAGGCAGGAGAAGACGGAAAAUGUUGGCGAGUGGAAAGCUAGGGUGUAUGAAGUUCAUAAUGUAGUCUUCAGCUAUCGAUCGAAAAAAAUCAUUGGAACCGACUCCGAUCUCGCAGGCAGCGAGCAGAUUCUCCCGCUUGAGCUCGACGAAGACACUGAAGAUGGAUUCCUGGUGGCUGAGAAUCCGCAUUUCAGUUUCUCCGACGACCGUCAUCGCCACAGUAGUUUCGUUCGUGAGGAUCGACGACGGCACAGUAGCUUCGUUCGUGAGGAUCGACGGCACAGCAGCUUUAUUCGAGAGGAUAAUGAUAUUGUAUUAGUAUCAUCAAGAAACAGUGUGGAUAUCCCCUCUUCCUCAAGUGUUCCAGAUAAACGGAGGCAGACGCCGACGUUGACGUCUUCUGUGGUACCGCCACAGACGAAAGAAAAGGAUUAUGUUAAGAGCUUAAGGCCGUCCAUUUGGCUGACGGAUCAAUUUCCAUUGAAGACGGAAGAAUUGCUUCCAUUGUUAGACAUUCUAGCCAAUAAAGUUAAAGCAGUCAGACGAAUGAGAGAUCUGCUCACGACCAAGUUUCCCCCGGGGACAUUCCCGGUAAAGUUAGCCAUACCUGUGGUACCCACGGUCAAGGUGGUAAUAACAUUCACAAAGUUUACCGAGCUGCAGCAGCCUAUCGAACAUUUCUAUACCCCAUUGUCAAGUCCAAGGCUUUUUUCCUCAGCAGGUUGUGACAAUGAGACAGAUAAGUCUUCUUCUUCCUCCACAACAACCGCUGCUGCAUCUUCUGCAACAGCGUGGUUAAGGCGAAGCAAUAGCAAGACGAGUCUGGUGAACAAGAAGGUGAACUUUUCUUUGCCGGCUACACCUGCCCAACAAUCUAACCCAUUUGCAAUACCAAGCGGAUAUAGGUGGAGUAGUUUUGAUGAAAAGACAACUAAUAAGAAGACAACUAAGAAAUCCAAGUCAUCGGGAAAGAAGACUAUUUGAGAGGUCAAAUUACCAAAUCCAACAAGGCCAGCAACUUAAUUACAAAGUCAUCGGGAAAAUAUUUGUAGAUAAAGAGAAAAUAUUAAUAUGUUGUUUCUGUGGUAGAUUAUUUGAUAAAAUUGGAACUGUGUGUGGUAACUGGUAAUGUCCUGGCUAAAGGACAAAGCAGAUAUUUGUUUGUUUUCUUUGUUUUUUAUUUGUCUACUACUAAAGAAAAAGUUUAAUUGGUUUC